ACAGCUCCAUUAGUCACCUGUCAGAGCAGGUGGAGUUCCCUGGAUAUCUGAACUUGGACACUUAUUUGGAGGGAUCUUUUUUUCGCUUUCUGGACUUUAAGAGUUUUUUAUUUGUUUUUGUUUUGUCCUCUUUCUGCUGCCAUCUGUGGAUGUACUCUGUGUUUUAACUGUCUCAACAUCCGGAGCUGUUAGAGGAAUAAAGUCUGCUGGAAAACCUUCAUCACAGACGUUUAUUUCUUCCUCAGACUGACUCCCUUCCUGAAGCUUCGGAGUCAUUAGGUCAGUUUUUAGAUAAGCUUUAUAACCAUGGCAGAUUUCCCGUCCAAGGUUACCACAGAGACCGGUUCCCCCACCAGCCAGACCUCUCAGCAGGGGGGCAACAGCCUCCGAGGGCUGGCUUCUAAUGUCACCACUAAGAUGAACAUGUCCUUCAUCAGGAGUAUCCCAGCCAUCCUCAUGAUGCUCGAAAUUGUAUGUAACCAACUCACACUACUCUGUUUUACUCCCUUUGUCUGUUUUCACAACAAACUUCUAUUCUGUGUACUCCAGCUGAGAGAGAAAUUCAGCUCAGCUCUGUUUCAUACUCUACUUUUUCUGUUGGGAAUAUUAAGACUAAAACUGCCAGAUACUAAAACUGAUAUCCUGUUUCUUCACAUUAUAAACCAUAUUAGCACAGACCAGUCCCAUAAUAGUGGUGUUUCUAAAACUUGAAGCUCACACAUCUUGAGUUUUAUGUUUUGUUGUGAGGUGGGAUUAUUUUCUGAGACCAUGGAGCCUUGACCUUUCACAGCUGAAACUUUUGGAGUAAUUUAUGGUGCAGGUAAAUGCUAGUUUGAUGCGCUGAAGAAGGCGCAUGUGUAGAGCCGAUAUCUGUUGGACAAUAACUGAGUCACAGUGCUGUAGGUUUGAGGUAGACACAAGUGUUCAUUCUAAAGUUACUAUUGGCAGUAAAACUUUCACCAGAUUUCUCACAACCUCUGUCAAGGUCCAUUACUAACAAUGUGGCGUGUAUGCUUCAGGUAUGAUUGUAUUAGUGUGUACAAAAGUGCAAAUGUAAUUUUUUUGUUUAAAUCUGAGGUUGCAUUUACCACAGAAGUCAGAUGUUAGAACUGGGAAUAACAUGAUUUCUGGGUGGAUUGUGUUCCAGUUAUUAGUUGAUAAGAAGGCAGGAAGUUGUUUUGCCAUUAGCUCCUGUUGUUGUUAACAUCAUUAGCCACUCCCAGGUUGUAACAACACACUGUGUGAUAAUUUGAGAGAAAUCAACAUGACGUUAUGUUCUGGGAUAGAACCAAACACAACUCUUGUAACUGACUUACACAAAAGAAGAUGAUCACUUUCAAACAAACAGGACUUGAGUGUUGAAGCCAUGUGUUUUUAUGACAUUUCCAACUGGCAUCUGAGUAAGUCCAGCUACCAAGAUGAAAUGGACUACACUUUUAGAGUCAGCUUUUACUAUCUAAUGGAGCAGGUCUGCUUUACAAAGAGCCCCAUCUUGCACCGCAACUUACAGACUAGCAUAUUACAAGGUUUAGUAUUUUUUAAGUGGGCACAGACUGGAAAGCAAAGAAGAAGAGACUGAUUGUUAAUUUGUACAAUAGAAAUUAUACUGAAAGGUAAUUUUGUUGGUAAAAACUUGGAAAAAAAUAAUAAAGAAAGAUGAUACUUUUUACACAUUUUAGAGGCUUCUUGUCCUCAAAGGCCACCACAGCUGUACGGACAGGAGGGGUGAGCAAGGGAUCAAAGAUCUGACUGAUAAAUAUAACUAAAUAUUACCAUAUCACAAACCACCUUUAUUGAUGGCAAUGCUGUCAUUUUUACAUAGACAUUUUUUUGCUUUAGUUUUUGAAGCUAUAACAGUCCGGUAUUGCAAAUAUAAAACUCUAUUUUAUUCUAUACUGCUGAUGUAAAGACCUGCCAGACUAUCAUCUAUUGUUUCACAACAUUGACAAUAAAGAUCUAUUCUGCUAAUAUGCUCAUUAACUAACUUUUGAAAUGAUUAUUUUAGCUAUUUUAUUAUUUAUUUAAAGUAAUUUAUUAAAUUACUAUGUUAAAGUUGAAAUGAUAACAUGCAUUUAAUCUAAGCUCAACUAGAGACAGCCAUGUUAAAUACAAAACCUGAUAGUUUUAUUACUUGGGAUGAGUUGAAGAGAAGCCACACAGUGCAAAUUGCAAGCAAGUUAUUUUUACAGCUGCAGAUUAAUUUGAAUACAUGUCAACAACGUUCCCUUUGAGUACCAUCCAUGUCACCUGUCCUGCAGUCCAUGAACACAGAGGACGACUGUCAUAGGACUCAUCCUCUGUUUGGCAGGUAUCAAAAAGUUGCACCAUCAGGUCUGGUUCAUCAGGAACUGGCCCCAGAGUUGAGAUCUGAGAAUGAAAUCAAGAAGGCUCCAUGUUUACAUACUUUGACAGGAAAAAAAUGUUAGAUGCAGCAGGACAAGUGUAGCUGCACUGAUUUGUUUGCACUGAGCUUUGUUCACACAGAAGCCAUGUGACUUGCUGAAUGACUGACAGGUGUAGGCGACCUCUGUCCCCUUUAGUCUCCCACACACACAUACACAAAUGCACAUGCACACCCCUUUUACUAUCCCACUUCUUCACUGAAGUUUAACUCAGUGUUUAAGAGCAGAGGGAGCAGAGAGUGUCAAUGAUCAAUUUAAAAAUGAUUUUAGUCAAACAUUUGCACCCAUUAAGAGUUGCUUUAUAGUCUUCUGGUUAUAGUAUAAAAGGUCCAGAAUCGUCACAGAGGAGGUUUGUAAGGUGUGUCAGGAAACCCUUGAGCCAAGACUUCAAGCUUCACCCACUUUUUUAGUUACUCAGUAAUAGUGAACUUUGUUUAAUUUGUAACAUUUCCUGUGCAAAUGACAGUAAACCAAUCAAUUUUGAUUCAUUAAGUGCCAAAUCCUUGACUAAGAUAUCUCAUUUGACAAAAAGAGCAGGUGGAAUAUCUGCAGAAAUCAAACAUUAAUCAACCUUUAGCAGAGACCUGUAACAUUUAGCCACAGCAGAUACUCGUUUAACAGGCACAAACUCAAGCAGAACCUGAAAAACAGUCAUCAGCUGUGUUGGCCAUGAACAGAGAGAAAGAGAUGCAAAAAGGGGAAGAUGGAUAGAGACAAAUCAACAGAGCAUCAACAAUGAUGAGAACAGGGAAACUGUUUGACCGUAGAUCUUCAUGCCAGAUCCAAUGAGCCCUAUCCAAAGGCCGUCACUUCAGCUGUUGUGUUACUGGCUGGUGUUCAAACUUGGGACUGGCUAAGAUUUGUGGAGUCCAUACAGCACAGACAUUUUGUUUUUGCAUAACAUAAAUCCCUCAUGUUUAAAUUGUGCAAUACUUUACCCAACCACUCCCCUCACACUGGGUGUAAGUAUCCCACCUUAGAAAUCCAGAAUGUGUGGGCCUAUUUGUAAAAUUAGGACAUCGAAAUUAAGGAGGAAAUCAUCUUUUGUUUGAAUAGCAUGAAUAGCGUAUCUGAAACUUAACAUUUUCCUUUUUAGCUCCCCCGUUCAUUUAUCUCCAAGUGCUAAAUUUAUAGAGGAGCUGGUUUCCUGUUUCAACCCUCCAGCUCAGAAUAAAAUAUUCAUAAAUAAAAGGCUCUGUGAUGCAUUAUAGAACAUAUUUGCAUCAUAAAUAAAUACCAACCUGUUGCAGAGUAAAUGAUUGCACCUCAUAGAUGAUUGAUCAUUGGCAGUAAGAAGAAUUUUUUUUUACCCCACUGUAUUGUUGUUGAGGACUGAUGAUGCCUCAGCACUCAACAUUUUAUAGACGUGAGCAAAGUUAGACUGCAAACUGGACUCAGACUGUGGACUACAGCACAGUUUUAUAGUUUUGUAGUAAAAGAGCUAAUGUAUGUUGUUCCUCUGCUCCAAAACAGAGGUCUCUGUUGAACUAUGUGUUCUCUAAAAGCUAAAGUCACACAGCCUACUGUCUGUGUGUAUCAGGUGUGUAAAAAGUGAAACGUGACCCCUGCGUUCAUAAUAGACUGUCCCUUUAUGCCCUUUCUCAUGGGACACACGUGCAAAGAUACAAAGAGGAAAACGAGGACCCCUGUGUAGUUUCUGUCUAUCUGAUGUCUCUGUAAGUUUUGGACUCAAGUCUUUUGUAAACGUUGUUUCAUUCUCUAUGCAUAUUUCCUAUACUCUAAAUUCUAAAUUCCCUAAGCUCUAGGGGAAAUGUAGUUUUGAUUAAAGAAAUAAUGUUUAGCCCUGUGAGGCAGACCAACUUUGAACUUCAGUGCAAACCAAGCAGAAACCAUUACUGUCAAGAAUGAAACUAAUGUGAAAGUGCAAGAAAACACAACUUCUCUAGUGUCCACUUGAGGCUGACUUCAAAAGCCAAUGGUAAAUAGAAGAUGUUUUAUAUAGAGCUUUCACUAGUCUGACCACUCAUUCACACCACAUUCACACUAAUGGCAGAGGCUGCUUGUAAGGCAUCCAUCAGUUUUUGAGUAAUCACUUUCAAAAAUCACUUGGUGUAGCCAGCACCGGUGUGGUCAAGUGUUUUGUCCAAGGACACUUCAGCAUGUGGACAGUAGGACUCUGAAUUGAGAGAUGCCCCACACUACCCAAUAAAACCCAAUUAAAACUCAUAUUAAAAUAUAUACAAUACUUAUAUAUAAAAUAUAUUCAUGCACAUGUAAAUAGAGAGAAUAAGGGUGAUAGAUUUGCUCUUACCCUUGGGUCAGGCUCUAAGGAUGUCACUACAGAGGUACUAUGAGGAGGGGACAGAUCACCUUGAAAAUUCUGUUAAUGUACAUUCAGACACCCAGAGGCUGAAAUAGAUUCGGAAAGGUGUGAAUUUCACUUUUUAGUACCAGAAUGUCAAUGUGUGUGGUAGAGUUGUGACCAUAGAUGAUGUUACAACUAAAGAUCACAGCUAAUGUUGACUGUUGCUUGUUUUUACUAAUUGAAGUUUGGGUUUGUCUUAAGGUGACUUAAAGAUCAUCUUUCUCUCUCUUUCUUGUGUGUCUUUUUUCUACCCUCUCUAGGUCCUGGGGCUGCUCCACUGGGCUUUGAUAGCCAGCGGCCCUUACACAAGGUCGUCAGCAUACGGCUGGGUGAUGUUUGUGGCCAUUACUCUGUGGAUCCUCACCACCAUCCUCUUCUUCAUCAUCUUGUUUAACGUCCAAGAAAAACUCACCUUCGUCCCCUGGACCCUGACGGUAAGAAAAAAAACAGUGGAGGGGGAGAAAGUAGAAAUGCAGGAUGUUGAUUUUUGGGUAGAUUGUGAUAGCUGUAAAUAUUCUGCUCCAUGAUGGCAGGCAUGCAUAAAAUUGCUAAUAUUUUUUGUAUUAUUAUUUUGAUCUAAAUAAGUGUAGUUCGUUCACAAAUGAGAGAAAGAGAAGCUCAUGAUUAGUGAGCAAAGAUGCACAUAUAUACAUUCAAUUCAACCUUUUUCUGCUGUGACCUGGAGCACACAUGUCCAUGCAGUGGUGUCUUUUUUUAAAUCAUAAAAUCUUCAGGUUAUUCAGCCACUGGGCCAUCAAACCAAACAAAUUUAUAUGAAUUAUGUUAUUGUAAACCAGACUGUGAGUGUUUGUAGAGAUCAAAUUCGAAGUGCACACUUACAAAACAUGUUACGAUUAUUGUCUCGAUCCAAGGUCCUGUGGCUUUUGGUCAUCCUCUGCAUUGAUAGAGGGAUUGAAUAUGAAGAGAAGGCAAUGAGAUUUUGAUCAUUAGUUUUUAAGGUCAUUGCUCAUUUGAGAUUUGAUCAAAUGAUUAGAGGUUUAGAAAAUAGGACAGUGAAGUGGGUCAUGACCAAGAAUACCUUAGCAGUGUUUCACAAAGAAUGACAACAAGAGGCGAUAAGGAGGCAAGAUUUAGACAUGGUGAUAUGAGAGAAAACACUGGACUGACUAACAAGUACACCAGGGAAAAUUUACAGGCGAGGGUCUGAGGGUAUUCAUGGCUAAUAACUUUCCUUUUUUUGACAGGUGAUGGGGUACUUCGGCGUUGCAACAGUCCUCUAUCUGACUGCCUUUCUGGCCAAUGCAGCUACCGUACAUCCCUUUCACGGAUUACCAUUCUACGGACAUUUCGCAGCUGCUGCAGUAAGACACCUGACACCACCCAAACACUCACAUAGUCUUUUUCAUAUGCAGCACACUCCUUAAAACACUGUGACAUUACUCAGUCUGGCAUAUUGUAGGGAUUAUAGUGAAUGUCCCAUUUUAAUGGCCCAAACUUUAAACUCACUCUCAGCAGCCAACCCCUAAAUGUUAAGUCUGUGUGGACUGGAGCUAGCUCAUGUGUGCAGGUAAAAGGAGCGCUGUAUAAACACUUGUAUGUUGUGAUAUAGGCAAAAUAAAUCUGUUAAGUGUUGGUGUCUCUUUAACUUGGAAUCUGGAGUGUGAGCCAGUUAUAACACAUUACAAUACCUGACCUUGUAAGUCAUGAUAAAAUGUGUUUUGACAUUGUCAAGAAUUUGCCUGUACACUUUUACCUAACAGUGGGAAAUGUUCAGUCUUUGGUACAUUUUUCCUACCAGAAAGUGCGGGGAAGUGAGGGAAUGUGAGCAGGAAGAGACGGGGAGGGUCAGAUUUGGACAACUUCAAUUAUCCUAGAAAAACAACUUACGUUACAUCUCAUCAAGUUGCAUAAAUGAAAGAGAAACCCAGUCAACAGUCAGACAUAACAGUGAUAACAGAUCUGUUGUCAGAAGCUAAGUCAUGAAAGAGUUAAAAAGAUAACACUCCAAAUAAUAUUGAAGUUGUUUUUUCUUUUUUUAAGUCCUCUGCAGUAGAAACUCUGCAACUCAAAUCAUUACUCAUGCAACAGAUAGUGUAAAGAAGAGAAAGUGUGUUUCAUGAUGCUGUGAAUUUUCCAAACUAUUACCUGCUGUGUUCAUGCAUUUGCUCACCAAGACUUUACACAGACAAUUUACUGGGGCGCUGCUUGGAAAAAUCCAGGUAAAGUUGUAGUAUACACAUCCCUGCCUCUGUAUCACUCCCAGACAUUGUCAGGAAAUUUCCAAGAGUAACAUGCAUGUGUUAAAGGGGCUCCAUAUCUGCUGUUUUGGACAUGUGCUGAAGGUAAAGUCCAGACAAUGUUGGGAUUUGAAUUUCUUGAGAUUACCAGGUGUCUUGUGUGAUAAACAACCUACCUAGUUACUAAAAUAUACUGUAUGAAAACUCUAAAAUGGAGUUUGCAGAAGUAGGGAAUGUUGGGUAAACAUAGAGAGAAAACCCCAUUAUUAAAGGCAAUUACUUGUGUUAUUUUGGCACUCAUUAACAUGUUGGGCCUUCCUGUCACUUCUUAGCUAACACCACAAUUCUAAUGUCAUGUUUACCUGUCAGGCUGUGGCAGGUACACCCACAUGAAACUUACACAGAGGCUUAGUAAAGUUGAAGCCUGAGGCUAUUUAUGACUCACAUGGUUGUCAUGUGAUUGUUAUUUAAAAGUCCAUUUACCUUUGUACUACAGCUGCCACUGCCCUCCAUCCUUCCCUGUUUAUUGAAGCCAAUGUUCAAUCAAACACAGAAAGAGGAAGAUGGGGGUGAAUUUAGGAUCAUAGAUUAGGAAGUGAUGUGCUUGUUAGACAUCAGAAAUUAGCACACUUGGACAUAGAUAAUAGUUUUAUAGAGGCAUUCAAAGUUUAAAGUACAUGCCGGUUUACAGCUAUGGCAGUAUUUAACGUAAGCACACACACGCACAUCUCUUAUCACAAGCUUAUCAUUUACCUUUAUGUGCGUGGAAACACAAAAACACCAGGAUUGACAGCAAAUCACAGAACUGAAAAGCUGAUUAAAGACAUACAGGCCCCACCUGGAAUAUUUAUUGGUGUGAUAAUAGAGUAUUCAUCCGUGAUUUAUUAGUCCUGCUGAACUCUGAACUCUGUAAAGAUGUGUUAAGGGUCUCUGUUUCUCCAUCUAUACAGUUCUUCAGUGCUGUGGUCACACUGACAUAUGGGGGCAGUGCUUUCUUCGCUUACUUGGACUGGAAAGGAGAUGGAGGGAAUGCCGCCACUAACACAGUGCCAACUUAGGACCCAAAUCUACACUGCUGAGCAGGAAAAAGUCAACAAAGUCUUCUUUCUUUUCCCCAAAAUUGAAUACUGUCACUCACCAAUAAACGCUGACUUUCCCAAUCCAAAGAGCUAUUUUUUAAUAUGAGAUUAAAUAAAGUACUUGUCAAUAGUAGGCCGCUUAAUUUAAUAUAAUUCAAGCCAGUCAAUGUAAUUUUUACUGCGACAUGAGCUACAGGAUAUAACUGCAACAAGACUGUAUCUUGUGUUUACAAUUUGCUUUCUGUACAGAAAGAAGUUUUGACAGGAUAAAUAAGUGAGUGUAGGAGUGGGUUAUAGGUAGUUUUGAUUAGUUUUCAUUACAGCCAAGUUAGUUGAUUCCCUGCUCCCUGUGUGCUCUUCAAAGCUCAGCAAAGUCAACUGGCUGGCAAUAGCUUUACAUGAAACACAGAGGCAUGUGUGCUUUAAAAGGCCUCAGGCCCACCUUUACGCAUGAAUCAUAAAAGGCUAUUUCUGACAUAUGUCAGUAUAUUCAACUUAACGAAACCAAACUUAUAGCUAGCUGUAUCUUUAGACUUACACAGGCCUGUUAGCUGCCAAAAGCCUUACACUAACUUUGGCAUGACUUGGGUUGCUGGUUCCCAAAAAUGUUGUGUUUCAUCAACAUCAGGUAUUUUGAGAGCGAGACUUUUACAUACAUUAAAAAUGUUGAAAGGAGGAGGUUAAGUUCAUCCUGUUUAUAUUUUAAGUUAUAAUCACUCUCCAGAUUAUUGUUUUACAUAAUAUCAGUUUUUAUAGUGAGAUCAACUUUAACAAUAUUAGAUUGAAUGAAAUUCUAAAAGAAAAAAAAAAUAAGUUAUGGUGUAAAUGAAAGCUUUGUUCAUUGCUUUUCUUCAGUGAUGUAAAGAUUUGAUUUGAGCUAUUAUUAAGUGUGUAUUAGAACUUACUGUACUUUGACAGCCUCACCAAAUAACUAUUUACUCAAAGUUUCAGUGUCUCUUGUUUACAGAGUUUUGGUUGGACUGCUUGUCAUUUUCAAGACUUUACUGUACAAACAUGACUGUGUUUUAAACUAUGAUUCUCCACCUAACACUGCAGUAGCGAUGAAAAGAAUGUGUGAGGUAUUCGUAUCCUGCAGAAGUCAAUGUUGAUUUCCUCUUAGUAUUUCAUAUAGAAACAUAUUAACUUAAUACAGUAUGAUCAGAGCCAAAGCACUCAUAAUAAAUUUACAUAUUAUAAUAUAAACAGAGACUGUUAUAGACUGUUAAAUAGUGGCUGCAGUACAACACACAAGUUCUGGGUUCCUGCAGGCAAUUAUUGCCUGACUCAACACUGUUCCACUCAGACUCUCAAAGCUUCAGAAAAAUGUCCACCUUUUAUUUUGAAAUUGCUUGUUUCAACUCAGCCCCUCUUUUGUGUGCCUUUUUAAGAUAUUUUGUGUGUUUUUGUACAAAAAAAAUAUGAGUGCAGGUGAAAUCCUGUAAUAAGUUCUGGGACUUCUACAUGAACAUGUUUCAAUAAAGUUGUGAUUUCAAUGAAA
Xyrichtys novacula (pearly razorfish) is the source of this 9503-nucleotide messenger RNA. Lineage: Eukaryota; Metazoa; Chordata; Actinopteri; Labriformes; Labridae. The record is from the annotation of a GenBank genome assembly.